UCACUCUCCGAUUCUAGCCUUUCUCUCUCCACUUCCACCUCUCCCAACCACCGUUCACGGCAGAGCAAUGGAGCCCGACGUGAGCAUCGAGACGAGCUGCAUGAUCCGAGUCGCCGUCGUCCCGAUCGGCCCAAUCCCAACGUCUCUCUUCCGCGACUACACUUCCAGUCUCGUCCGCCACCACACCGUUUCUCUCUCCUCAAUUAGCUCCUUCUACACCGAGCACCAAAAAUCCCCCUUCUCUCAGCAACCAUGGGACUCCGGUAGUCUCCGAUUCAAGUUCAUGCUCGGCGGAUCACCGCCUAGUCCCUGGGAAGAUUUCCAAUCUCACCGGAAAAUCCUCGCCGUUAUUGGCAUUUGCCACUGCCCAUCUUCCCCCGAUCUUGACUCCGUUAUCGAGCAGUUUGGGACUGCGUGUAAGGGUUACUCUUCGUCUCUUGUUCAGCGCUGUUUUGCAUUUUGUCCCGGUGAUUCUCAGCUAUGCUGUGUGAAGGAGUUGAUGAUCAUUGAAAGGGCCAUGUAUUCAAUUACCAAAGAGAUUUUCUGGAGACAUGUGAGGCAUGCUUAUUUGUUAUUUGAAGCGCUAGAGGAUGACAGCAAAAAGGGGAGAACGUUAAUUUUGUUUCCUCCUGCUGAUCGACAAACUCAGGAAUUCCACUUACAAACGAUGGUGCAAGAUAUUGCCGCCUCACUGUUGAUGGAAUUUGAGAAAUGGGUUCUCAAAGCAGAAUCUUCUGGAACCAUUCUUAAAACACCUUUAGAUUCUCAAGCCAGUCUCAGCUCAGAGGAGGUGAUCAAGGCAAAAAAACGGAGACUUGGUCGGGCACAGAAAACCAUAGGAGACUAUUGUUUGUUGGCAGGAUCACCUGUUGAUGCCAAUGCCCAUUACUCCACUGCAUUGGAACUUGCCAGGUUGACUGGUGAUUAUUUCUGGUAUGCUGGAGCAUUAGAGGGCAGCGUCUGUGCCUUGUUGCUAGAGGAUGACAGCAAAAAGGGGAGAACGUUAAUUUUGUUUCCUCCUGCUGAUCGACAAACUCAGGAAUUCCACUUACAAACGAUGGUGCAAGAUAUUGCCGCCUCACUGUUGAUGGAAUUUGAGAAAUGGGUUCUCAAAGCAGAAUCUUCUGGAACCAUUCUUAAAACACCUUUAGAUUCUCAAGCCAGUCUCAGCUCAGAGGAGGUGAUCAAGGCAAAAAAACGGAGACUUGGUCGGGCACAGAAAACCAUAGGAGACUAUUGUUUGUUGGCAGGAUCACCUGUUGAUGCCAAUGCCCAUUACUCCACUGCAUUGGAACUUGCCAGGUUGACUGGUGAUUAUUUCUGGUAUGCUGGAGCAUUAGAGGGCAGCGUCUGUGCCUUGUUGGUAAGCAUGUUCUGUGAUCCAAGAUAA
Ilex paraguariensis (yerba mate) is the source of this 1390-nucleotide messenger RNA. The record is from the annotation of a GenBank genome assembly. NCBI's taxonomy places the organism in Eukaryota, Viridiplantae, Streptophyta, Magnoliopsida, Aquifoliales, Aquifoliaceae.